AUGGGUGACUCGACGGCAAUGACUAUAGAGUUCCUUCGUGCUCGCUUACUUUCUGAAAGAUCCGUUUCAAGAUCUGCGAGACAGAGGGCUGACCAAUUGGCUAAACGGGUUAGUUCAUCAAAUUUCUGGUCUUCGACAUUCCUCGAUUACCCAUCGUUGUUUCCUUUCUGUAAGAUUCAAUCAAAUCUUAUACUUCUACAUCGUCUUGGACUAAUUAGGUCCUGGAACUGGAGGAACAGCUGAGGGUUGUGACCUUUCAGAGGAAGCAAGCCGAAAAGGCAGCCAAUGAGGUUCUUUCCAUCUUGGAGUCUCAGGGGAUCAAUGACUUCUCGGAGGUAAUGGAUUCGUGGUCUGAUCAAGAAAAUGCUCCGGAUGAGGGUAAAUGUUGCAACGAAAACUGUGGUGAAAAUUUAAAGGACGAUGAAGCUUCAAUGGCCUCAAUAAUGGAUGGAGGUGAAGUGGAGGAUGGAAUGUCAGGAUCAGAAGUUAACAUUUCUCCCUCUCAGGGGGGAGGCCUGUCGUGGAAAUCUCGUGCGAAUAGUUCAGAUUCGUUGGAUAAAAGGAAAGAAGACCAAGCUAGGCGGAGACAGAGACGGAACUUCAUAUCUAGGAUUGGAUCCUCUCCACAGCUUCAUCUGGGGAAAUCUUGCAGGAAGAUUAAGACCAGUGUGGACAUGAGGUCUGUUUCUGAACAUUAUCUUAAAUGGAAGAUUAGGUCGUUCGAAUUUCUGAAAACUUUUCACUUGUUGUUGUUGUUGUUAUUGCUACUAGGAGAGAAAAAGAAAACGCAGGGAGCGAGGCCUCUCAGACAGAGCUCACCUCCGAUUGUCCAGAUGAUGAGGUUCAAUUGUCGAAGGAAAUUAAUGACGUUGUACAGGAGAGAGUUGAUGAGAAUUGCUUGCGACCCUCUGAAAAUCAGAAAGGAGAUCUUGAUGUUGAUCCUCUUGCGAAUGGUUUUGGGAGAGAUGAAGCAAUGGAAGCAGCUAUCGAGCAGCAGGACCAGCUCAUUGUGCAGUAUAUGGCUGAAGAAAAUGCACAGAGGGAAUGGGAGCAGAAGUACGAGGUGAAUAGAAGCUCUACGUUUGUAUGUACACCCUUUUCCUGUGUUUGGCUUUUCAUGUCUUAUGACGAAAUGAACAUGGUGCUCUCGUACGCUCUAAGAUAAGUAGAUUAUAUGGGCGAAUCUCUCGUACGAAAUGAACACCCUCUCCGUUCCCUCUGCUACACUUCCUUGUCUCAACUUCUUCUUUCAGUUCAUCUUUUCAUUGCCGUCGUUUCCUUUUGUGCUUUAGGACUUCCUUAUCAUCGUAAGCUUUGUUUUUUUUUUUUUUUUGGUCUCUUGUUCCGAGUUCAUUCAGUUUCAGCUAAUUAUUAUUAUUAUUUUCACUGCUAUUAUUAUUAAUUUGGGGUCUUUGUGGGGAGGGGGAGAGAGAGAGAGACAGAGAGAGAGAGAGAGAGGGGGGGGGGGUGAGGUUGCUAUGAAAUCAAUAAGCUUUAGCAGACUUUUCAUCAAUAUUCAAAUGUUGUCACCAUUUUUUAUAAUCUUCUAUCAUAUGGGAUAUUUGCUUCAAAAUCUUUCAGAAUCCGUGUGAGCAAAAGGAGAAGAUGAUCGAUGCUACACAAGAUAGGGAUGCACCUGUUGAAGACGCUGAUGAGCCCUUUUCCUACAAAGAGACAAUUUGCGAGCCACAAGGGGAGCCGAUUGGUCCUGCCUAUGAGACGGAUGCACCUGCUGAAGAGGAUACCCUUUCCCGCAACCAGUUAACAGAGGGGAGCAACGAAGGAGACUCUAUCCUGCAGGAAGACCCGACAUCACCUAGUGGAGAAACUCCCACCGACAUGGUUCCAGCUGCUGCGGCAGCUGUCGAUAUAAGCGCCAGCGAUGCACGCCCGCCGCCUGUUCAUGCGGGGAGGAUGAUGACGGAUCAGCGAGGCAAUGGGACGGCAGCUGGUGGAUCCAAAGCUGGCCUUGAGGAAUCUGAAUUCCAUGACUCACCGACCGGUCCUGCAGAAACACGUGAGCAAAGAUGCCCCGAGCCCAUCGGCGGCAAGGAUGAGGACUCAAAAUCACCGCUUUUCCUGGAGGAACCCGCCGGAAACGAGAGCAGCCCUUCCUCCUCGCCGUCGCGCGGCGGAGCUUUCAAGGGAGAAGAAUGGUCGCUGGUCCAGAAUCCCAUCCACAGAGGCCUUACUGAUCCGCCGAGAGAUGGAGCGGGGAACGUGUUGGGAGCCCUCCAGCGCGCGAGGUUAAUGCUGAGGCAGGAGCUGAGCAGAUUCGAGGCACCACCACCUCCGCCACAUCCGUGGGCAGAGCCUGCGCCGCUGGCCCUCGGACCCGGCGGCGACUCCGUGGGCAUCCCCUUUGGCCCCGCCGCUCUCUUCAGACUGCCCUCCGACGUCUCUCUGAAAGCCGAGUCGCACGGACUCGGCAUGUCCUCCUCCCUCCAAUCGUAUGGCAGAUUUGGGGAGGGGUUCACCACCGUAAGCACCCACACGGAGAGCAGAACCUCUGUGACCGCCUCUGUCAGUCGCAACCUCGCCGGCAGGACGACCGCGCCGCCCGCAUUCACCACCAGGUAUUCCUCCUCCUUCGCCAUGGCGGACAUCGCCGCGGGGACCGCCCCGUACGGCGGACUUCCGAGCUCCUUCUACGCCGGCGGCGCAAGCAGCGGCGGCUACAGCAGGAGCUUAGAUCGGCCGAGGCGGUGA
This is a messenger RNA of Spirodela intermedia, 2709 nucleotides long. The record is from the annotation of a GenBank genome assembly. Lineage: Eukaryota; Viridiplantae; Streptophyta; Magnoliopsida; Alismatales; Araceae.